AUGAAGUCGUUUUGCAGAGGGAGCAACCUCAGAGCGUUGCUCUUACACGACGAACUACCUGAGGCUAUCCAAGACUAUCGAUCAAUAGCCCAGGAGUAUUUCGGUACAGACUUCAGAGGAACUUUGCGCCAUGACCUACAGGCAAUGGCUGGGAGCACAGAUGAAUGCUUUCCAGUGGCGAGGAAAGGCAAGGUUGUUACACUUCCUGCCAGUCAAUAUGCAAGCCUCAUAUCCUGCCUUAACCGGAUAAGUGACGGGAUUUUCUAUCAGCCAUAUGACCAGCCUCUGGAGGGUGCUCACUGUGUCCACGUGGAACCAAGAGCUGAAACUAAACGAGCGAUCAAGCUUCAUGGAGACAACUUUACCCCUGCAUGGCGCCAUGUUGGAAAUAGCCAAAUUCUUUUACGUGCAACAGCAUUAGGGUCAGGCUCACUUGCUCGUGCCGCUCAAAUACAGAAGAUCUUGGUGCACAGUCAUCCUGGACUUGGACGAUCAACAUUCUCAGAAACCUUCUUUGUUGUCAAGCUCUAUAGAGAGCUGGACGCCGCCCAGAUUCCUCUGGAUCCAUAUCGCAUCUUCCAUGCAUUAGAUGCUCGACUAUGCAUCGAUGACCUUGAGCCGGAGGAACUUGUUGUAUCAAGCACUGAUAUCAUAAGUCAUUUUGCAAGUUGCUCCAUCGACAUCGAGGGUUUGAAAGAGCGGUGUCGAGUUGUGCUCUCGCUCGAUAGGAACUUCCUUGACGACAUUGAGACCUUGCAGAGCUAA
This is a messenger RNA of Suillus fuscotomentosus, 765 nucleotides long. RefSeq lists its product as uncharacterized. The record is from RefSeq and is a predicted model, not a curated record. The transcript is spliced from 2 exons. The coding region runs from base 1 to 765 and encodes 254 amino acids. Lineage: Eukaryota; Fungi; Basidiomycota; Agaricomycetes; Boletales; Suillaceae.